Molecule: messenger RNA, 851 nt
Organism: Aplysia californica (California sea hare)
Lineage: Eukaryota; Metazoa; Mollusca; Gastropoda; Aplysiida; Aplysiidae
Product: ryncolin-1-like
Exons: 2
Coding region: 1-528 (175 amino acids)
Source: RefSeq, a predicted model, not a curated record
AUGUGUCCUAUCAGUUUUAACUACCCCCCCCCCUCCGGACAGAGACGAGUGAAUGGACGUGUGGACUUUGAGAGAUCCUGGGCGGACUACCGGAUGGGUUUCGGUGACCCGCACGGCGACUAUUGGCUUGGUCUGGACGACAUGGCUGACCUCACCAGACGUGGCGACCAAGAGCUACGAAUAGACUUUCCAUUCAAAGGCAAAAACUAUACUUUCACUUACUUCCCUUUCCGCGUGGCGCCCCUUCAAAACAACUUCCGGUUAGGCCUGGGAUCACACAGAGUCGAUGACUUCUACCGGGUUCACAACGGCGCAGUAUUUUCCACGUGGGACAAUGACAAUUCCGGAGGGUGCUCCAAGAACGACUAUAAGACAGGAUGGUGGUUUGUACGUUGUCAUCAAGUCUGCCUCAACGGCGUCUGGCGCUCGACCGAGUGGGCUAAAAUGAUUGUCUGGGAAAGUAUCACGGGGAAUUAUGAGGGUCCCGAUUUUGUCAGCAUGAAAAUCCGACACCACGCUAACAAGUGAGAUUCUUAGUCUGCGAGCACGGGUGAAGGCUAACUUGUUUGUAGAGGCAUUCAACAAAAAUUCUUACUCGAGGCGGCACCACUGAAAUGUGAAUAAAAACAAAUCCUGAGUUCAUAUUGUAUGUUCUUUGGCCAAAAUAAUCUGGAAAAUGUCUCAUUAAAUAUGUAUUCAGGCUUUGGGCAAAAACUUAAUUUAACACUAGACAAUUUAACUAAAGAUGUGAAUCAAGUUGUUCCCGAAUCCGAUCCAGACAUUCGGGAUUGUUUUGUUAGUGACACAACUUUCUGGGCCUUCGACAUAUUGUGGUAUGGUGGCCAGUUCCU